Messenger RNA from Doryrhamphus excisus (bluestripe pipefish), 7275 nucleotides. The record is from RefSeq and is a predicted model, not a curated record. NCBI's taxonomy places the organism in Eukaryota, Metazoa, Chordata, Actinopteri, Syngnathiformes, Syngnathidae.
GAGGACGUCUAGUGGUCACAUAUUUGAAUUACAAUCAAUAUAAUAACAUAUGGUUGCGUGUUGUCGAUUUUUGUGAAAGAAUGUAGUGAAGUGUAGUGAGAUUAAUAGAUAAAAAGUGAUCUUUAUGUAAGUUAAUGUGAAAACAUUUUUCUGUUGUGUAUCAAGUGGCAUUGCUUUGAGCGCUCUCGGCCGUCGUGCGGAACUGACCUUCUUCAGUCAACGUUUCCAUCCGACUGUCAAGCUCGUCGGACUUGUGUGUCUGUUUACACCCCAACGUGCACCGAAGUGGCUGAGCUACAAUUAUUGAGUAAAGCUGUAAUGUGUGUUAUUUAGCACACAUUGACAACGAAAAUGGGUAAAAAACGUACCAAUGAAGACGCGGUGGGAUCCGAAGUGACGGCCAAGAAAGAAAUGUUGUCAGAGUUUAAUGGGACUGUUUUUAAAGCCAUGCUAAAGGAUCCCACCACAGCCAUUAAGGGACUUGAAAGAUUCAUAAGCAACGCCAAGAGGUUGCCAUCAUCUGAGCUGUACGAUGUGGUGGAAGGCUAUAUUAAGAUUUCCAUGGAGUGUGCGGAGAUAUUCGGAUUACUGGAAGGAGACAAACAAAUAGACAGUGAGAUGUUGCUGAUCUUGGAGAGUUUUGAAGUGAUUCUCCUGAGGACAGCCAGCGAUUUGUCCCACUUCAACAGGGUUGGCAACACAAUCGUGAAGAAAACGAUUUCCAGCCACAUGAAGCGGAUUCAAGGAUGUUUUCUGUCACGGAAUCACAGAUUGAUUCGUCAGUGCCUCAGCUUCCUGUCCGCGUCAGUAUCUCAGGGGCCCGAAGCUGCCAGGGAGGUGCUGAGUCACAUUCACAUUAAUAAAGCGUUCUCCGGGCUGGCAAAGUGGAAAGAUAACAAGGGAAAACUGGAUGUCCGCAUGGCCUUCAUCCAGUUUGUGCUGUCCUUUUUGGUGUCUGGAGACAAUGCAACCAUUGGACAGAUAUUAGAGGUCAAAGAGCUUCUGCCAGCGAUCCUGAGCACGGGGCUGAAGGAGGACAGGAUGUCGGUGGUCAGUCUGAUUUUGUCCACGCUGAAGAGCAGAGUGGUCUUAAACAAGGCCAUUAGCAAAACGCAAAAAGUGCGUUUUUUCACACCUACCACGCUCGCCAGCAUCGCUUCUCUCUACAAAUGGAACGGGAUCGCCGACGCUGAUGUGGCUGAUAAGAGAGUUGAGGAGGACCGUGAGCAUGCUGGGACAUCGGUGGUGAGGGAGCUGGCUCACAGCUUCCUUCUGGACCUGUGCUGCUCCCGGAAGCACGGCAUCAGCUUUCACGAUGCCAGCUUUGGCACGGCCGGCAGAGCCGGAAACAUCAUCCUGCUGCAGUUCCUGGUGGGCCUGAGGCAGGCGGCCGACGACGAGCUGGUGGCUGAGCUGGUGGUCAACACCCUCAAGGCGAGUCCUGACAUUGUGACGAGAUAUUUCAAGGAGAUGCAGCACUCGUACACCCCCCGCCUCAAGAACGCUUGGCAGGACAAUGUCCGGCUUCUCAAAAAGAUCUACGAGGCCCAGCCAGAGAUCAGCGCCGUGUUUCAAACCCGCGAGCUCCUUCCACUUCCUCGCCUUCUGUCCAUGAUCAUGGUCAUAUCGCUUCCUCCGGUCUGCACCAAGGCCUUCUUCACACAGGGCCUCAGUUUGGCCAACACCGCGGCGCAGCUCACCGCCUUCUCCACCGUCGGCUUCAUCCUGAAAAAGGCCGCCAAGAACGUAGCCUUCCUCCUAGGGAACCACUCGGAUGUGUACACACCCGACGCCAUGGCCGACCUGCUUCAGCAGUACAGAGAGACGCUAAGCAAGUUUUUACCCGACAUGACCAGCAUCGUCGCCAAGUGGCAGGCGCUCACCAAGAAGGACAAAGCAAGUCAAGACAGCCAAGUUUCUGCACCAGAGGAGCCUGAGGUGAUCCUGCUCAAAGCCCUGAUCCUCCAGGUGAUUUGUCUUUACCAGAAAGUGGUGCCACACCUGGUCAACCAGUGCAGGUUUGACUUCAGCAAGUUCCUGAAAGGGGUCGUGUCGGAGGGAGGAGUGGAUGAAGAAGUGGCCCCCGUCCUGCAGCAUCAGAUACUGCAGCUGGCCUUAGACCUUCCCGCCAGCAAGUUCUCCUGGUUCCGCUUUCAGGUUAAGAACCUUUUUUUAAUACGUAUAACACUGGAUCUGGACCUCUCUCACUUUGUUUCUCUGCCACAGGAAGCCACAGACGAAGAAAAGUCGGUGCUUUAUCUGCUCCUCAAGAUGUUUGUCAGCAGCCGCUGCAGCCAACUCAAGACGUCCACGCGGAUGCUAGUUCUCAAAGUGUUAAAGGACAGCGGCGUGUUUGAGUACACUUGGACCGAGCUUGUAGUCUGGCUUGACGAGCUGGACCGGGUAGAGCCCAGCCAGCAAGAGACGGUCAUUCAGUUCUUGGAGCGAGUGUUUGUCAAGCUGGUGAGCCAUUCCCACAUGUACACUGAUAAAGUCGCCAGCCUGGUGCAGGAGGCGGCCAACAUACAGUCCAACCUGAGCGGGCUGGAGGGAGACGCCGUCAGCGUCCCUGUGUCCCACAUCGACGAUGUCCUGGACAUGCUGGAUGUCAUCAUGGAGGGCAACGACUGCGACAUGGAGGAGUUCGGGCCCCAUCUGAGCCAAGACUUCAUUGUUCAAACCUUCCCCUUCAGCGUUGCCGUCCUUGCCGCUUUGGAGGCCCGAAACCAACUUCCUGCAGACAAAGGGGCGGUGUUUCAGUACUUGUCGGCAGUGCUGUGUCACGUCCUUCACGGCCAGAGGGAGCCGCUCCCGCUCUGUUUGUGUCUGCUGCAGUACGACAAAGACCUGGCCUCCUCCGAGCCGCCCCUUUCUCCUCACGGCUCCGUGGUGCUCCUUCACCGCUACUACUCCAAGUGGCUCCCGCAGCAGUGCCGAGAGGAGCUGUUCAAGUCGUCUGAUUGUCAGCCAGAGGGGACGUCGCCUUCCUUCACCGCCAUAAUGAAAGCUGCCUACCUUGGCGGCUUGAGCAGCUUGCUGGAGGACACCUUCAGGAAGGAUGUGGAAGGAGCGGCAGCUUCCAUGUCACUUGCUGACUUCCCGCUGGCGAUUAAACAGAUUUUACUCUACAUCAAAUCAGCAGUGGAAGACUUUGGCACGUUUCCCAAAAACACUGGAUCUGCUAUUUUGAAGACCUUAAUGGGAAUACUGCAAGAUGUCUUAUCCAAGCUGCAAGGCUGGCAGGAGUCCUCGGACUCUGAGCCGGCAGAACAGAACCACAAAGAGGAAUCGGACCUUUUCCUGGAACUCAACCAGCCCACCACUGGCGAACCCAACAGAGAGCAGAUACUUCUCUCGGCAUUGGACUCCAUCUUCAGACAUCCAUGUAUGGAGCAGUGGUAUCUAGCUUUGGAACAGUCCACCCUGCCUCCACACUUGCUAAACCCGGUCCGACUAAAGCAGAUGUGCACUCAGCUGAGCGACGACAUCACCGCUCUGCUCAAGAUGGGCGCCCCCACCCUGUGCCAGCUGGGCCACCUGGAGCUUCUGGUCGCCUACACAGGCGCUGUGGAGAGAGCCGUGUACAAGGAGCUUAAGGAGAUGGGUCCCCAGACUCCCGUGAGACAUUCCAGACCUUUCCAGGCUCUCCUGUCGCUGCAUACCUUCAUGGAGCCUUCCAAAGUCAGAGAUGUGACAUCUGAGUUGCUGCUGCUGCCGCAGGACAGGCUAGUCAUCACAGACACACAAACCCGACUCAGCAUUUACGGUCAAGCUGCACUGCAGAUUCUCACCGAGUCCUCAGCAAGGCGAGACCAGGACCCCGGCAUCUGCUUGUCGCAAGCUCACCUCCAUGGUCUGGGCACGCUGCUGCUGUCCUGCUCCAGUCCGGCCCUGGAGGAUUUCUUGCUCCAGACGCUGUCCAGCGAGCCUGGAAGUGCGCGGCUCAUCCACACCGACGUGCUGCAGUACUGCCUCCGACGUCCUCUCCCUCACAUCCUGGCCAUCGCGUGUCUGCUGCUGAAGCACUGCUCCACACAGCUCCUCUUCUUCGAGAUGUGGUGUCUGCAGCCCGACAACGCCAGGAAGCUGGCUGACACGGCGGAAGACUUCCUCCCUCUCAUCCGGACUUACCUGCAGGUGGCUGGGAGAGAGGAUGCAACCAGGCCUCAAGACGUGCAAAAAGAAGUUUUACACACACUAAAGCAGCGUCUGCUGGCCAAGUUGAUGCAGUCUGCACUUGGAGAUGCGGCGGUAGAUGCUGGGUUGAUCGAAGCGCUGGCGGGUCUGAUCAAGCUCUCUGCAGACAUGGCAGACAUCAGGGACUUGAUCAGCAAGCUGCCAUGCGCCCUGCAGAAAGCAGACAGCUUUGAAAGGUGGACGCUCGUGGACGUGAUCACAGAGAAGCUGGCUGACUCUCCAGACGACGAAGAAGAAGGAGAAACCUGGAGGAAGAGCAUCGCCGCGGCUGCCCUCAAGUGUCUGAUUGCUUCUUACAGUCGCAGCAAAGAUCAGACGCCAGCAGUCGCAUCAAACCAGGAACACGACAUCUUGGAAAGGCUGCAGAAGCUCAUCACAUCCCCUGACAACGCCGCAGCCAACUGGAACUCUUUUGUCAGGACUGGACUGAAGUAUCGCUACACUGAUGGGCAUUUCCUGAACACCCUGAGGAGCCUUCUGGAGGUGAUGUACCCCCCCGGCGGUAUCAACGGCGACCUUCUACCUUUAUCCGCGCUCCACAUGAUGGCCAGCAGCCACUCCUUGUUCCUGCCCACCAUGCUGGACUCCCAUGCAGACGACCCCAGCAGGAGUCAGGCUCAAGAGGCUCUGGUGUCCCUCCUUCUCUGUGUGGUGAAGAAAUGUCCUACCGUCUGCAACAUGAAUCACUUCCUGGUACUUAUGGGAUCAUAUGGCGCUACACUCAGCACUACAGACCAAACCAUAUUCCUGCUCCUUCAGGAAUAUGAAAAAAACAAUCUCAGUCUCCUCAAAUUCCAGUCUGUCUUGUGGGGUCCGGCAGCUGUGGAGCACCACAAAACCAGGAAGAGCCUGGGGUCUUCUCUGUGGAAGCAGACCCACUCGGACGACAUCUUGGCCUUGUUGAAUACCGACAAGAUGCUCCAGACCAUUGCUCGCUUUCCCCAGCGGCGCAGCAUCAUUCCACAGAAGGAUCAAGAGAUGCUGUUCCAGCAAACAGACAGCGAUCUGUACGACCCGUGUUUUCUUCUCCCUCUCUUCAGCGUCAUUCUCGGACCGGAAUCGGUGGUGGACUGCCUCAAGUUCGUCUCCGUCCAUGCCCUGGGGGUAACCGUCAUGGCUCUGAGCAGCUACGACGCCAAGGUGCGGGCGGCGGCCUACCAUGUGCUGACCUACUUCUACCAGCACCUGGAGGGCGCCCGCUUCCGAGAGAAGAAGCAGCUGUUGUAUCUGCUGGACAUGGUGAAGAACGGGAUUGCAAAGCAGAACGAAAGGCUUCCCUUUGUCUUGACUACGUACAUCAGCAAAGCGGCUCAGCAGAUGCUCAAGCCCGAGGACCACAUGUACGUGGUCCUGAACCGCUUCCUGCUGUCCCACCAGAGUUUGGACUUGGGGAAGGUGCCCGACUUCUUCAAGCUCUUCUACGGCUUCGACCUGGAGCACAAAAAGGAACGAGAGUGGAUCCUGAACGUGCUGGAGGAAGGGAUAAGUGACGGACACUGUUUCCAAUUGUGCAACCAGCAAGGCAUCUUCUUGAGCCUGCUCGGAUUUAGCAGCAGCCCCCUGUGUGACGACCACACUCAGGCGCAGAUCAUCAGGGUGCUGUGUCAGGCCGCAGGCGUCAACAAAGUGGCACACAACCUCUGCAAGAACCAUGGCCUCCUGACCUGGAUGAUACAGAUGCUUGAAAAAAGGAACCUGGAGCAGCAUUUGCUGGGUUCCGUGGUGCACAUGCUGCACACGCUGUGGUCCACCAGCCUCGGACAGAAAGAGAAGGCGGCGGAGCAAAGAGAAGGUUCCACGCUGGCGGACGAGAAAGUCAAGUGUCUGCCGCUCCCACUCAUCAAUGAAUUUCUAUCCACGGCAUUAAGUGUCGGCAGACGCUUGAGGUCGGGUGUGACGGUAGCUCAGCUCAGCUUGUUCCUGCAGACGCUCUCCUCCAUACUGAAGCAUCAGGUCACCGCUCUGUGUGCAUCAAACACAGCCGAGCGACCGAUGCUCCUGGCGCAGCCUCUCUCCACCGCCGACGCGCUCGGUCUGCUGCUGUGCUGGACCACCCUGACCGGCCACAUGGCCCUCCAGAGCCAGAUCCAGGCAUUGCGUGACAAGCACAAUGUGAAGGAACUCCUCACAUCUGGGAAGGACAAGACCCGGGGUAAAAGCUCCCCUGUCUGGACCAAAAAAGAAAAGCCGACAGAGGACGCUGAGACGGAAGCACGAGAGGAGAGUCUCCAGAGCGAAUGUCGCUUGUUUCUCAGCAGCAUUCUUCUACACUGGCGCCCUGUGUUGGGCCCCAGUGAACCUCGGCCAGAGCGCACAGGGCAUCCCGGUCUGCUGGCUGUGGAAACGGCCCACCUGCUCACCAAAUGGACCCUCAGGCGCCUGGCGGAGGAUGUUUACGACCCAGAACGCACCAAAAUCUUCUUGCACUGGCUGGAAGAGAGCGUGAUGACGCACGGGGAGAUUGUGGAUGCCUUGCUGCCAGAUGCCGGCCUCAAAGCGGACCUCCUUCGCCUCUACCAUCAAGUCUGCCAGACGCCCGUCCCGGGGGGGAGGGAAACCUUCCGCCUGUUCACGGACAUCAUGAUACGCCUGCUGGAGAGGCGAGGACAGCUUCCAGAGGCGCAUCGAGCGGUCGUCUCUGCUUGCCGGCCGCAAGAUGCCAGAGAUGAGUGGAAAUGUGAAGCAGGCCUGUCUCUCCUCUCUUUGUACGUCCACGAGGUGUGGAGCGGGGCCAGCUUGGCGCAAGGCUUCCUGUUUCAUGUCUCUAUGGUGACCGGGGACAAGCGUAAGCGGCGAAAUAGCCGCAAAUGGUCUCAGAGUGAAACGGCCGUUAGAGCCGUCUGUGAGGACUUGAUGAAUGUCAGCUGAAUCUUUCUACUGUGUCUCUUUUUUUGGAAUGAAAUGGGAGAUUUUCAGACCAAAACAACUUUGAACAAGCCGUUUAUGUGGUAUUGUCAUCACGGAAACACAUCCACCUUUUUUAUUCAUGCAAGCUUAGAUUAAAUUGGAUUGGACCUGCGCCUCCUUUGACUUCUGCGUCUGGGACUCCUGGAAUUAAACGAGGCUCUUGCAUUUGUA